Molecule: messenger RNA, 1116 nt
Organism: Sugiyamaella lignohabitans
Lineage: Eukaryota; Fungi; Ascomycota; Dipodascomycetes; Dipodascales; Trichomonascaceae
Gene: JLP1
Product: Jlp1p
Exons: 1
Coding region: 1-1116 (371 amino acids)
Biological process (GO): sulfur compound catabolic process
Cellular component (GO): cytoplasm
Molecular function (GO): sulfonate dioxygenase activity
Source: RefSeq, a predicted model, not a curated record
AUGACGUCGCUGGCUUCGAGAAUUCAAUCUAUUGCUGCAUCCACCUAUGCUGGUACAAAUGCCAAACAAGAAGAGAUUAAAAAAACUCUGAGAUUCCCUCAAUAUGCUCCUGGCUGGGAUCCAAAAGAAAAAUUUCCACCUUACGAGGUUAUUGAAUUCGAAGACAAGGGUCUUAAGGCAGACCCUGAACUCAAGAAUCUGUUCCCAAACGGACUACCAAACUCCCAUGCUGAGCAGAGAGCGUCCACCUCGGAGAAGAUUGUAAAAUAUGGCUACUCAGUAUCUGACUUGACUCCGAAAUUUGGCUCUGAAGUUCGUGGUAUUCAACUGUCUCAAUUAAGUGAUGAAGCAAAGAAUGAUCUAGCUAGAUAUGUCGCUGAGAGAGGAGUCGUUGCAUUCAGAAACCAGGACUUCCGAGAAUUGCCUAUUCCCCAAGCUUUGAAAUGGGCAGAGUACUUUGGCAGACAACAUAUCCAUCCAACGUCUGGAUCACCCGAAGGAUAUCCAGAAGUCCAUCUCGUCCAUCGUGCACCUGGAAAUACUUCAUACCAAGAUUUCUAUGCUCAGAAUAUUUCGUCGAUUGCAUGGCAUUCUGACGUUACUUAUGAACUUCAGCCUCCUGGUACAACCAUCUUGGGUAUUCUGGAAUUACCUCCUACCGGUGGUGACACCUUGUUUGCUGACACUGAAGAGAUUUAUAAUAGAUUAUCUCCUGCUUUUAAGUCCAGGUUAAACGGUUUAAGGGCUGUUCAUUCUGCUCACGAACAAGCUCAGCAGUCUGCUGCAAGAGGUGGAGUGGUAAGAAGAGAACCCAUAACCACCUCUCAUCCAAUAACUCGAACUCACCCAGUUACUAAGCGAAAGAGUUUAUUUGUUAAUCAUCAAUUUACAAGGUACAUUGAGGGCUUCAAAUCAGAAGAAUCUGAGUAUUUAUUGAACUUUCUAUAUGAUAUCAUUGGCAAGAGUGUUGAUACUCAUGUGAGAGUAAAGUGGGAAGAUGGAGAUAUUAUUCUAUGGGACAAUCGUCGAACUGCCCAUUCAGCUCUUCUGGACUUUGAGCACCACCAGCGUCAUGCUUUCAGGUACACUCCUCAAGCAGAAGUCCCACAAGAGUAG